Columba livia (rock pigeon) is the source of this 3284-nucleotide messenger RNA. It is a transcript of the gene ANHX, whose product is annotated as anomalous homeobox. Gene Ontology annotation, cellular component: transcription regulator complex; nucleus. Gene Ontology annotation, biological process: regulation of skeletal muscle cell proliferation; regulation of transcription by RNA polymerase II; skeletal muscle fiber development. Bases 718 to 1953 code for a protein of 411 amino acids. Gene Ontology annotation, molecular function: RNA polymerase II cis-regulatory region sequence-specific DNA binding; DNA-binding transcription factor activity, RNA polymerase II-specific. The transcript is spliced from 9 exons. Lineage: Eukaryota; Metazoa; Chordata; Aves; Columbiformes; Columbidae. The record is from RefSeq and is a predicted model, not a curated record.
AACUGAAGACAAGGUGCUGUGGAUUGGAAGAACGAGGAUGAUUAUGAGCAGAUUUUUAGGACAUGUCUGCCUGCAGCAAAAUGAAGAUGCUUGGUGUUAAGUAUGUAGUCUUUGUGGAGAAAGCUCGCAUGUGGUGCAUGGAUGUAGCGUGGGCUGGUUAGUUUAGAGCAGGUUGGAGUGGGCUCAGGACACGCACCCGAUAGUGCUGGCGCUGUUGACUCCUGCUGUGAGAUUGUUAAUUUUGUUACCUGUCCUCGCUAAAUGAAAGUCAGCAGUGGGCUGACACAUUCACAGUGGUGUUCAGAUGUGAUUUAAGGAAAAACAGCUGCUUUAGUUUUAUCCCCUACACUGACUCUGGGUGACUCAGCUGUUAUUAGACAGCACCCACUUCUCCGUUCUGUUCCUCUAAGUGUGUCAAAACUACCAGUGUGCGUCUGAACCCCACUCACGUUUUAAAAACUACUCUCUACUCUGAAAGCCACUUGCUGCCAUCCAUUGCGUGUAAUUUCCCGAGGAAAGUGGCCGUGCGCGCAGCAGUUGCUUUGUCCGAGCAAUUGCGGAGGGGCGGGGUGGAGCGCAGGGGCAGCCCCGCAACCCCCGCGCCUGCCGGGACCCGCGGCCAGCGGCGGCUCCGCUUCUGCGUACCGGGGCAGCUCUUAGAGCCGCAGAGCUCCGUCCCCGCUGCCGACAGGAAAAGGCUUCCAACAAGACGUGAGGAUGAAGCGGUUCAUGGCCAUGUUAAACAGGAACAGAAACAAGGAUCCCCCACCCGCCAAGCUGCUGGAUCUAGCCGGACAGCUUUGCCAGGACCUCCAGAGCUCACCUCCUAGUCUGGAGAAGCUGGUUGAGGCCAUGAUGGGAUGUGAACACAAGAUGUAUUUUCUCACUAACAUCCACGUUGUCCGAGCUUGCGUGUCCUUUCAUAUCCAUAAUGGGCAGCAUGACACAGCCUGCAGGCUCCUGGAGCAUUGCAAGGCAGAAGAGAAGGAGGAGCUGGUGCAACUUUGGCAUGAGAUUCAUUACCGGAGGGUGAUGGAGAAACACCACACGAAUUUUCUGACACCGCUGCAGAAAUUCCGUUGCAGGAAGAGGAAUCCUCCACCUAUUUCCCUUUGUCCUGAAGGUUUGAAGAAUCGAAACUAUUCAGAUGAAGUACGUCAGCAACUGCACAGGUUUGCUGCAGAGGUGACAGCAAAUCCAAGCAAGGAACAGCGGGAAGGGUUGGCUCGGGACAUGAACCUGCAGCCAACUCAGGUCUAUAACUGGUUUGCGAAUUAUCGACGACGUCAAAAAUCCAGCCUCCUUCGUACAGAAAAGCUCAACAACUCACGUCCUGAGAGGACUUUGACUUACCCCAAAAAGGAGCAGCAAGAUGAAGGAUCCUACGCUCCACAAACUGCAGAUGGAUCUUGUGUAGGCAUCGGCCCUGAGCAAAUGGAGAUAACCCUCAUGCCUUGUGACCCAGGGUGGGAGCAGUCAGCUGCAGAUCUGGAUAAGCCUCCUGAAGGAACAUAUUUAAAGAUGCUGGAAUCCAGUUUUAUGCAGAGCAGUGAGCUGUUUGAAGCGAGGACAGGCAAGGCUUUGACCACGCACGAUGCCAAACAACCUGUAGCUUUUUGCACUGAGGCUAUGGUGGAACCAGGAACCUGCUUUAACUCUGCUGUCCUGCAGCCCAGAGAAGUAGCCAGCAGUAGUGACGCCAGCCCCCAGCUGAAUAACUUCAUCCUGUGCUCCUGUGGGUCCCUGACCUUCCCAGAUGAGCGGCUGGACAUGUGGCAGGCCCCUUGCAGCACCAGAGGAGUCUCUGUCCCCAUGUGGACCCCAAGUAUUGAAGUUCCUGUCAGACUGUGUUUGGCAAACCUCAGUGCCCACCUGUUUCUGCACCCUGCAUGGAAGAAAGCCAAGCCCUGGGACAAAGCCAGGUCCUGGAGGAUCCAGCUGGUGACCCAUUAGCCAACGACACCUUCUGGGCUGCGUGGCUGCUCUUCGAAUUCUCAGCUGGGGCGCGAAUGUGACCGGCCUGCAGAGACGCUCGAUGUGGUCUGCACCUCUCCAGGAACACCCCAUCCUUUCCUGUUUUCUUUUUUCUUCUUUUUUUUUUUUUAAUAAGUGAGGGGUUUGACAUGGAGAUGAAUAGAGAGAGAGUAAGAUAGAAGGAUGAAGGCUUUUUCUAAUGGUUACAAAGUUAGUUACAGUUUUAUUAAGGAUUUUGCAAAGGAUAAGAGAAACCGGAGGUGCAUUGUGGAUUGUAUGUUUUUACUGCAGCAAUCAGAAGCUGCAUGGUAGAUGCAAAAAAUAUCAAGUCACUGGUUCUGUGGCAGUUACAUAUUUCUACCCAUGGCACUGGUCAGAUCAGUCCUUCACUACAUCAUGAAGGUAAAUGAAGCUCCUCUACCCAAAAGGAGUAAAAAUGUAGUUACAUUGCCUAGCUGUGGAUACUGGGUAACUUUUUAUCAGGCCUAGAAAAAAAGGUCUCAGCUCAGUGCUGGUAAAAAUACUGCUAUUUCUCAUCCUGGCAUUUCUGUUGUACUGCUGGGUGUAACUUCUGGAGUGUUCCAUACUCUGCAGUGCCGCAGAUGCCACAGACUGGAGCAUGGCAGAAUUUCCAGCAGUAAACUCAAUGUUCUCGCAGGACUGGGGGAGGGCACAGAAGUGUUGUCAGUAUUUAACACUACAUGUAUCCCAGAUUGCCCAGGAAAGAAGGAUGAAUGGAGAAGGUGGGAGCUGCCGAACCUUGCUGAUCCAUUUUCAGUCCCCAGAUGCCGAGGCAGCCCUGUCCCCGUGCAGCAGUGUGACAGCAGUGGCCGGCCAGCAAGCGCCGUGCAAGUCAGCGUGAGUUGCGCAGAAUCUGUUUGCUAUGCACUGUAGUAGGUGCGGGGCUAAUACAGUAUUUGGCUGAAGGGUGAGCUGUGCCACACCGCUCUCACAGGGAGCCUUUGUAGCUCCCUUGUUUUUGCCUGGUGAUUUUCCUUCCCUAACCCGGCCUCGAGGCCGCCCGUCACCCGCCUUCAUGUCGCACUGCUCAUGGAUCAGGGGCCCUGCGUUGUUUCUUUCCCUUGGAGACUAAAAAGCAGAAUUGGGUAUGAGAGCGCUGGGGCGUGAGGAGCAAAGCAGAGCCCGGAUGCACGUUUAAAACUAAUGUCAUUGGGCAGUCUUCGCGGAAUUUAUCUUAAGUAUUACUGUUUUUUCUAAAAUCUGUAUUGUAUCUUCAGCCCCGAGAUACAUAAAGUGGAUGUCUCCAGUACCUUUUGUAAUAAAGUUAGCAAAUAAAGGUUAUGAAUGAC